Messenger RNA from Tribolium castaneum (red flour beetle), 1686 nucleotides. It is a transcript of the gene Orc2, whose product is annotated as Origin recognition complex subunit 2. NCBI's taxonomy places the organism in Eukaryota, Metazoa, Arthropoda, Insecta, Coleoptera, Tenebrionidae. Gene Ontology annotation, biological process: DNA replication. The transcript has 5 exons. Gene Ontology annotation, cellular component: nuclear origin of replication recognition complex; nucleus. Gene Ontology annotation, molecular function: DNA replication origin binding. Bases 152 to 1657 code for a protein of 501 amino acids. The record is from RefSeq and is a predicted model, not a curated record.
UGACUAAAUGUCAAGUGUAUAAUUGGUUGCAUAGUCACUUUGUUUUAAUUUUAAGUUUGGAGGGCGCCAAACGUUUUAAUAUCGAAAUAUUAGCAACAAUUUGCACUAAACUUUAAUUAUAAUUGCUGCUUAAGGUUACUAGUGGUCUGAAAUGGCAGACGACUGUGCAGACCCUGAGUUAUUUUCGCCCCGCAGGGGUUCCCGGCAACGCAAUUUGAGUCUAAAAGCUAAAGAAUACGUAUCUACUUCCAGUAGGAGGAAACGUGGCUUUAAAAAACUGAAUAUUUCUACAGCAACUGAGUCUGAGGACGAUUCCAAUUGUGAGAGUAGUGAAAAACCAACAGUUUUGCACGAUAAUGACCAUGUCCCUGGUGAUAAAUUAUUCACGUUUCAAACGCGCAAAAAGUGCGAAGUCGUUCAACAAACGCCGCACGCUUUUAGGGACAAAAUGAGGAAAAAUAUCGUGGCGAAAAUUUUGGAAGAGAAUGGUUCGAGCGGAGAUGAUUUUUCAGCCAGUGAGAGUGAAUUCGAAGUGUCUGAGGAAAAUUCAGAGGAGUCUUCCAGCAGUGACGACACACCGCCUCCCCCGCAAAACAAAAAUAUUAAACCCACUUUAGGAGCGAGAAAAGUCAAUUACACUAUAAAAACAGACGAUUAUUUCGCACAACACGCCAGUAAAAAAACUCUAACGUCCAAUCACACUUUAGAUAAGUUGGAGACACCAAGACUGCCGCAAGACCAACUGCAUAAACUUUUGUCGAGAGUUAGCCUAGGGUGUGAGCAUGAAAAAGCCACGAAAAAAUUAAUCGAGACGAAUUGCGCCUAUUUUGAUAAGUGGAUGUAUUUGAUGCAUGAAAAUUUCAAUAUUUUGUUGUAUGGGUUGGGCUCAAAGAAGGGCGUUUUGAAUGCUUUUCACGAAAAGUGUUUGAAGAAGUUGCCAACGGUUGUCGUGAACGGAUUUUUCCCUUCAUUAUCAAUUAAAGAUGUCCUUGACGGGAUUAUUUUAAAUUUACUAGAACUGAAGGAAAAUCCCUCAAAUAUUUACGAGGCCUGCGACCUUAUCGAGCGCGAAUUUAGUUUUAUUCCCGAAACUCAUUUAUACCUCAUUGUGCACAACAUCGACAUGAUGCGGAGUGGAAAAGCCCAAAGUGUCUUUGCAAGACUCGCGUCAGUCAAUAACAUUCAUCUAAUCGCGUCAAUUGACCACAUAAAUGCCCCCCUAAUUUGGGACCAUUCCAAAAUAAGUAAAUUCAAUUUCACGUGGUGGGACGUUACCACUUUCCAACGCUAUAUUGACGAAACGUCCUUCGAAAGCUCAAUGUUGGUCCAAAGGACCGGAAACCUGGCCUUAUCAUCGCUUCGGAACGUUUUCUUAUCACUGACGAGCAACUCCAAAGGAAUUUACUUAAUCCUCGUCAAGUAUCAAAUCGAAAAUGGCAAAAAACAAUACUAUCAAGGCCUGGCGUUUAAAGACUUGUACUCUUUGUGCCGCGAGGCAUUUUUGGUGAGUUCGGACCUGGCAUUGCGGGCCCAACUCACCGAAUUCGUGGACCACAAAAUGGUGAAGUUCAAGAGAGCGCCAGACGGGACUGAGUAUUUGAUAAUCCCGAUUGCAAACGCGUUAUUACAGCAAUUUUUAAAUGAACAUUCCGGUUGAUUGUAUUUUCCAAUAAAAAUUUAAGUUGG